Pseudopipra pipra is the source of this 12269-nucleotide messenger RNA. It is a transcript of the gene GFI1B, whose product is annotated as growth factor independent 1B transcriptional repressor. Gene Ontology annotation, molecular function: DNA-binding transcription factor activity, RNA polymerase II-specific. The transcript is spliced from 7 exons. Bases 169 to 1173 code for a protein of 334 amino acids. The record is from RefSeq and is a predicted model, not a curated record. Gene Ontology annotation, biological process: regulation of transcription by RNA polymerase II. Gene Ontology annotation, cellular component: nucleus. NCBI's taxonomy places the organism in Eukaryota, Metazoa, Chordata, Aves, Passeriformes, Pipridae.
CAAAACCAAGAGAGAGAAAAAAAAAGGAGAAGUAUCUAUUUCAGCAGACUGCGAGCAAGAGAAAAAGUGGAAGAGGAGUCCUGAGAGAAGGCGACGUCCCGCUGGUCUGGGGAGAUUUCAAGGCGAAUCCAGUAAAGCAAAGUCCCCCAAACAGAGAGUGAAUGGAAAAUGCCACGUUCCUUUUUGGUGAAGAGCAAAAAGGCUCAUACCUACCACCAACACCGCUUUGUGGAAGAUGACCUGCCUGCACUCACGUGGGGUCCAGUAACCUCUGCCUUCACUGCCACAGGAGACAGGACACCAGAGGACAUCAAGAAACAGGACCUGGAAUGUGUGAUUCCAAAACAAGAAAAGGACCCACCUGAACUGAAGGAAGAAAGUGUCCCUGUCCAGUACCUGAGCAGGAUGCUGCCAGGCCCUUCAGCUCAAGAGAUGCCCAUCCCAGCUCUGCAGAUCAAGGACUGCACUAACACAACCACCCCUGCCUUCUACAAAACUGGCUUCUCUUGGGAUGCUUUCCACGUGCCAUACAGCUACCAACAGAUGUCCUCCACCAUGCAGUCAGCCCUGCUGGAGCACCCUGUUAGCCUGUAUGGGAGCCACCUCCUGCCAAGCUCCGAGCCCCCCCUGGACUACAGCAUGCACUAUUCCUCAGACAUGGAGACCUACCACUGUGUGAAGUGCAACAAGGUGUUCUCCACUCCCCAUGGACUGGAGGUCCAUGUCCGAAGGUCUCACAGUGGGACCCGGCCCUUUGCUUGUGAAGUGUGUGGCAAAACCUUUGGGCACGCUGUAAGCCUGGAGCAGCACACCAAUAUCCACUCCCAGGAAAGAAGCUUUGAGUGCAAGAUGUGUGGGAAGACAUUCAAACGUUCCUCCACCCUCUCCACUCAUCUGCUGAUCCAUUCGGACACACGGCCCUAUCCCUGCCAGUACUGUGGCAAACGCUUCCACCAGAAGUCGGAUAUGAAGAAACACACUUACAUCCACACUGGUGAGAAGCCCCACAAAUGCCAGGUCUGUGGCAAAGCCUUCAGCCAGAGCUCCAACCUCAUCACCCACAGCCGCAAACACACCGGGUUCAAACCCUUCAGCUGCGAGCUCUGUGCCAAGGGCUUCCAGCGCAAGGUGGAUCUGCGGAGGCACCGCGAGACCCAGCACAGCCUCAAGUGAGGAAGGGCUCCAGGUCUUUGCUGGAGCUCCCACUGCAGACUGUCCCCAGCAUCUCCAUCCAGUGUGGGACUCAUAUGGCACCCUGUGUUCCCCUGGGGACUGGCAAAGUCAUGUCGUUGGCUUUGGUGCUUGGCACCCCAGGGCCUUGCACGUCCCAAAGAAACCUCUGGGGGGGGGGGGUGUCUCACUUUUCAAUUACAACAGGUACCAGCCCAGACCUGACAUCACCUGCUCAAGUGCAAACCCAGAGAAAUUCCUCCAAGGUCACUGUUACUCUGGAUUGACACCAUGUGCAGAAUCCAGUUCUUUCAGGCUGCCCAGCAGUGAGGUGGGAACUCCUGGGCUGGUGGGAGCCACAAUCUGUGCCAAGCCAGUGCUAUAACCGUGUCCUGCUCCGAUGGUUGGGAAGAUAAGGCCAGGCCAUGCAAAUAGAUUGCGUUCAGUGAGCUGUGUUCAGCCUGGACAGGGCUUCUGCAGAGACUUGCCCAGGCCAUAAAUUCUGCCAACAGACACCUAAAGUCAUUUCUUUCAGCAGAGCAUUUACUGUGAUCAAAUGACAAGUUAACUGUGCUGUAUUUUUAGCUUGGAGUGGGAGGAAAAUACUGAAGAAACAGCUCCUAUCCCUAGCUGAUAACAGGGGUCUCUAAAUACAUUCCUCAGACACACCAUGCUGCAAAGAUCCCUGGCUUGGUGGCAAGCAAGCAAGCUCCAGGAAGAGCCAUGCCACAGCACUAGGCAUAAGCCCCACGUCUUGGUACCAUGGGAGAGUCUGGCUGCUUUUGGAAUCUGGGCUCUGGUAUGUCCCACAAUAUUUCAGUGCAUACCAACUUAGAGCUGUCCUGGGCAGUCCUGUGUCACUGCAUGGUCAGGACUGGCCCUUGGAUGUCGAUGCCAAGGGUCAGAAUCCUGCUUUCCAGCCCCUCUCUUAAAGGAGGAAGUGGCUGAGCCUGUACACGCUGGCAGAGUAUGCAAGUACCUUACAAAUAUUAUACAAACAGAGCAGUGGCAUUUCCUCCUUCUUCCAGGUCCAGGGGGUGAAGCAAAGCACUGGAACAAGUAAAGAACCAGUUCCCCUCCAAGCUCUGCUACAUUCUCUCUCUCUAACCUUUGGCAAGUCACUGCACUGGGCUUUUGUUUCUCCCCCCCCCUCCUGGUGACGUGGGAUCAUUCUCUCAGGUUUGUAGAGUCCCUUGAGUUCUUAACAGGAAGGACAAAGUAUUAUUAUAACACAAAUAAGGCAAGUGCUUCCACUUAAGCAGGGCACUGUAGCAGCACACAGCCCACUCCAUAACUACAUCCCUGAACACACGGCCUUGGACAAUGGCACCAGUGGGAAUUACCCUGGGAAUGGGCUGUGGCACAAACCAUUUCACUCCAAAGGUUUAUGAGGGAAGGCUGCCAUCGUGGGCAAAGACAAAUGGUCCAAGUGGAAAAUUCAUGUAUUGCCAGGAGAGAUGUCUGUCCUGCCCUCAGUUACACUGCUGUAAAUCCAAAGUUAUUCUCCUAAGACCUAAAAUGUACUUGCCCCUGUUUUAUGCUGUGCCUAAGCUGUUAGUUAUUAAUAUGCAUUCUGGAAGCUCAAAACAGAGUCUGUACUCCUGGCUUUACUUGUACACUGUAAAUAUGUAUUUAUACUUAUUCUAAUGUAUAUUUUUAUUGCUCUGUACCAGACAGUGACAACAUGUAGAGGCCUGCUGGGAUUUAUCUGAUAAAUCUGUUCCCUCUCAGUAACUGGGCUAACAGAGUGUAUUUCAUGUUCAAAAUACCCAUUUCAAGAACAGCUCAUGCUUUGCUCUGGAGAUGCAAGAGGUGGGGAUGGGGUGGAAAUGGAGAAGGGAAAGAGUAUAGUAUAAUAUACCAUACGGUUUGAGGGGAAAUAAAGAUGGACAUUCACAUGCAGAACAGGGCUGCCAUCAGGGAGACAUUCAUCCCUGGAGACAGAUUGGUGCAGAGUCCCACACAGGCCAGAGUCAGCUCUCCAGAGCAGGAGGAGCACCCCAGAUACACGGGAAUGUGUGUCCAGAUGGAACUGUCAAAGCCCCCAUUAAAUCUCUGCUGGCCUUUCCUAAGUCAUGCCAGAACCUGGUCAGGGCAGGGACUCUGGGGAAGGUGUAUAACCUGUGAUGGAACUGGUCCUGGCUGUGGCAGAGGCACACACACACACAUGUGAACACUCUCACAUAUGCACAAGCCCUGCUCAAGGUAAAGUCAUUUCAGCUUAUUAAAACCACUGCCCAAAAUGCCAACCGUGCUUGUUGUUCCCCCUGUCCUCCACAAACCUGCAAACAGAAAUAUUUAAAGAGUGUGUCAGCAUCUGAACUGCUCAGGAGCAAAUACCCUCCAGCCCCAAACCACACUGACACACCAGCACAGACUUCCCUGUGUGUGUCCUGGGGACAGCAGUGUGUCUGACUCAUGUAAAGCUCCCCAGCUUUGGCCAUUCUGGAGGCAAGUGCUGGCACACACUGACCAGCACUAUGGCAAGAGUGCCUGCAAGACCAGUCACAAAACAAAACCAGGCAGCUGGUUCUUUGGAGCCUGCUAAAGGAGGGCUGCUGCAUCCCUCAGACUUCCAUCCCUAUCUUUGGUUUCCGUGGUACAGAGGAGCAAUAACCUUCAGUGGACAGCUGGGAGCUUCUCUCCUGAGCUAUCCAGGAAUUCCUGAAGAGCAGCUACACUGGAGGAGGCAGUGUCAGCCUCAGCCUGGUAUUUGUGAGGAGCCUGGUGGGCACAACCCAGGAGAUGCAGGAACUGCUUUAGAUGGACAGGCAACAAGUGGAGAAGCAGACUGGGAUGGCUGUAGGCUGUGCUGCUGCAGAGCUGCACUCAGGAAAACAUGUCUGUGGGCAGAGCAGUGCAGGGGAUCCAGGCUGACCCCCUCCCACAGAGCAUAUCUCCAGAAGCACAGGCUGUGGAUGGAGGCCAGCUGGCAAAGGCACCAGCCAGACAGUACAGCCAGAGCCAGGAGGUGACCUGAGAAGGGAGGAGGAGGAGAGGGAAUUAACUUGAAGCGUUUUCCCAACAAGACACUACAGUUUUUUCCUCUUGAGUAAAAAGGUCCCCCUUUCAGGUCACCAGGUAAUGCUGCCUAAGCCCUGACCUUCCUUUAGGCCUAUGGAUGCCACCAGCCCAAAGGAAAAACAAGGCAGAGCCCCACAGCCCCUUGUUCACUGCAAUCCUGAUCAAGGAGAGCAAUCUCCUGAGGAAGAGGAUGGGGGGAUCUAGUCUGGCUCUGCUCUGGAGCAAACAAUUCCUCUGCAUGCCUCCCCAGGCUUUGAACACCUGCGUUCCUGAAGCUCUGGAAUGCAGGUGAAGGAGUGAGGAAGCAGAUCUGGCAUUACCCAAACCUCACCACACCAGGCUGGGGAGAGCCUUUCACUCCCAACAGGGCAUGGAGUGGGCGAAGGGCUGCCCUGAUCCUUGGAGCUACUGAAUCCACACAACGGCUAUCCAGGGAUGCUCAGCUCCUGUCAGGAUCAGGCCAUGGCUGUCACCGACUCCAAACACACAUGGCCUUGGUCUCCAAACAUAUAAAUCCUCCUCAGUUCUGACCACUCUGAUACAACCCCUUUCUCACCAUCUCCCCUCACAUCAAAAACAUUCUGGUCAGUCAAUCAAGGGAAUAGAUAACAAAAAGCAAAAUCUCAACUAAUCUUUGUGGCUGAAGAAAGAGCUGAUUGUUUUUGCCUCCCUGUGAGCCCGCCCUGUAUCCUGCACUUCCCCAGUGCUCUUCACACCUUCUUCCUUUUAUUGAAAAUCCUGGUCUUUGGGCUGUUUUGUCUAGCAAAUGAGGCACAUGCAAAGCAGUAACCUCGGGUGUCUGUCAGGAGGAGAGAGGUGCCUCUGAGUCUUCCAGACAGCCUUCAGGCACUGAGAGCAGCAGCCCAGAAGAUCUGUGAUCAGGGGUGGAUUUCAGUUUGGACACGGGUUGCAUCUUUCUCUUCCUAAUGAAGACAGAGUCAUGGGACACCUGCAGGAAGCAGAGCUGUGUUCCCAGCUAGCACAGCAUUAGGCUGGAGCUUAUUUUCAGGUUGUAUCAACCUCAUGGAGUGGAAUCCUGGAGAAGGCAGAAACCUGAAGCUUUCAUGUUGUGUUGGCAAUGACUAGGGAAGGCCUUAAAAGAACUGAGAGGAAGGACAGGUUAAAAUAAGACUCCAGUUGGGUAUAGGUUCUGUUGGAGGAAGAAGGUUAUUUGUUGAACCAAGUUGCUUCCCGCCUUAGACUUCACGAGAAAGUGUUUUCAGUGAAAAAAAGAUAAGAGCAGAGUCCCUUGUCCUCAUGGCAGGUUGUUCCUGAAGCUGUAGGUGAUGGAGGCACACCAGCAGGUUAAUUCCAGCCCAUCAGCACAGCACACAAGGAGAAACCUGAAGGCAUUAGGCAAUCUCACAGAAAUAGCUGCACACACACGUUUCCUUGUGCAGGGAAACGUUCCUGCCUGUCAUUAAGGGCCUAACCUGGGAAUGGAUGUGGAGCUCAACCUGCAAAGCUGCUACAGAAAAAAAGAGUACAUCAUAAACCAAUUUUUAACACUUAUUCUGCUCACAAAACACAGAAGUUUUUGCCCUUUCCCCCCUGGAAUAGCACAUCCACACAGAGGAGACAACCCAGAACAGCCACACCAAAAUUCUCCAAGGAUAGUUCAAUCAGUCAGUGGCCUCUAUGCUGGGUAAGACCUAAGAAAACACAGAUCCUGACCCACCAUCUUACAACUAACAGUCACCAUGGACACACACUGGUCUUGAGGCUGCAGCUCCAAACUUGAGAUGUGCCACACGUUUCCUGUAUGACUUGGGGCAAGACACGAGCACUGGAUUUCUGAAGUUGUUCAGCACACUAUGGAGCCCUCAGAAAGCUUCACCCCAUCUGUGAGAGGAGGAUAAUAAUUCCCCCUCUCCCUUUCACUUCACUUGUUUAUUUCAACAGUGAGAUAUCAGGAAGGAGACUGCACCUCCUUAUCUUCCACAUCCAGCACCUCACACAAUGGAGCUUGAUCUGGGCUGGGACACCGGAGUGUGACUGUGAUAAUGAGUGAUAGAAACUUAAUUCAGCAAAGCACCCUAAUUCCAUGGCUUAGGAAACCUCCAACAGGCACAGUGAGACCUGCAUUAAAACCACUCAACUCUAGGUGAGCAGAGGAACAGGGCGAGCAGCAACACAGAGAGGAUAAACCAGGCAUGAAUUCCACUGGUGAAUAAUAUUCCAGGGAGAGAGACAGAGCUGGAUAUGGAUGCUCUAAAAAUCCUGCUCAGUGCUCUCAUUUUAAAUGUGUUGCUUCAACACGAGCACUUCUCAAUCAGGUCCUGGGGCUGAGUUUGACCUGUUGGCCCGAGGGUGAUCAGUGUUCACUGUACCAGACAGCAAGGCAGGCAGAGAGCAGAGAGUCCCCAGGAAUGGGGAAAUCUGAGGCUGGGGAGGAGCUGAGUUUUGCACUGAGCUCAGCUUUGGUCUGAUAAGUUUAUCAAGCACUGCCGGCUGCUAACUGUCAGCCGGGGAAGAGAGCCUGUUAGGGAGGAGGAACAGCUCCCAGGGCAAGAUAGGACAGCCCAGGCCUUAUCAGAGUGCCUGAGCCAAAGAGGGAACUGGAGAGUGAGCACUUUCCAACCACUUCAUCUGAACAACAGACAGAUUGGCAGGAAAGGCCUGUCAGCCCUUCGCUCCUGCCACCCAGGCACCGGCAGGGAGCCCCCAUCCAUGCAAAUAACCUGGGAAGUGCAGCAGGAGAGCUGCAAAUGUGGCCAUUGGGGCCCAGGGGAGUGAAGGGGGUAGGUUUUCUUAGUAGCAUUGCCCAGGAGGAGGGUCAGAUUUACAGCAAACAAUCCAGAUGCUUGCUGAGCAAGCUGCUCCUCUUCACUGCCCAGAGCAGCAGUUCUCCUCCAUGCUGCUAUCCCUAGGUUUGGGAGCAGGAUCUACCACUUGGGAAUUGCACUGGUCACUAAGGGUUGGUGUACAGCUAAUUGCUCUGUUUCUGAAAAAUAGUAAAAACCCCUGAAUGAAUAGAAGAGGGUAAAACCUGACCGUUCCCAUCUGAGCUGCAAGAGCAUGGGCCAGCAAAUACUACUUCACAUCUACUCCUAGGGUGGCAAUAAUCAGAUCAAUAAAGCUGAAGAUCACAGCAGGGAGACUCUCUUGUGUUUGGAUGAGCUCCCUUGGACCUGUGCAAGCUCUGUCCACGUACCCCAGCCAUGACAGGGAGGUAAUAAGAGAUUCCUGCAGGGCACAUCCUCUGCUUGGUUUCCCUGAUGAGGUUGGGCCUUGCAGGAUAGAACCAGUGUCACAUCAGCAGCUUCAACACACGUGUUUCUUCAGCCCAUCAGACCUGUUAUCAGGUCACUGCUCAUCCAGACCAUAUGGACAGCCAUCAUCCUGCAUCCCACUCACUUCUGGUUCAAACUGGUGUCUUGGAUCCUGCCUAUUUUACUGAGAGCUGGCCCCAGUGCAAGCCCUGAGCCUGUGCUGGGAGGGUGUGUUCAUCCUUGGCUGCCUGGGUUCGAGUGCUGUCCCAGGCUCUCCAUGGGAUAUGAAGCAGGAAAUCUGCAGCAGCACCAUAGGUCAGGAGAUCUCCAAUGUGAACUAGUGACUCAAAAGCUCCCUUUUUGGUAAGUAACAUGUCUAGGAAGUGAUUUACCUCCUCCUAAAGCACAUACCUAAACCAGGACCAAAGUUCUGCCUUCUAUGCACAUACUUCUCUCCCUGGAGAGAAAGGGAGCUGAGUAUCCAAAGGCAUCUGAAGUUACAUGAGAUGAGUCACACCCCUGUGGUUUCUGCACCACUCUCAGGCCAAGUUUCUCACAGCUGAUUCUGUUCCAACUCAUAAUCUACUAUUCUCCAGAUCAUGAGCAACCCCUAAGUCAUCAAAGGCUCCUCAGCAAGCCCUAAGUACAACGGCCACAUUCAGCACCAGCCAACACAACUCUGAGGUUCAAGGCUUCCUCAUGAGGAAUUAGGGGUUUAAAACCCUUCCCCAUUGAUUCUGCCUCUUGAAUAAUUUUAAAGCAACGGGACUUUAUCUUACAUCCCAGGCUCCUCUAUAUUAGGAGCUUUGGUGGGAUUUUUGGCAGUGGUCAAGUCCUCUGGUUUCUCUUUAUAAAAUAGAAGUUAUCUCUUGUCUCAGUUGAGGAAGGGGAAGUCAGAAAUGACAGAGCAUUCCUGCUCCUGAAAGGGCCCCAUCCUGAGAGUGUGGACAUGGUAAACCAGUGUGUCAGUCAGACAUCCCUGCCACAGCUCCUUAUUUAGAUCCAUCCUGGAAUAGCUUGACUGUAAAUCAAUCAAGCUCAGUGGACAUUCAGGUGUGGCAGCACCUGAAAAAGAGAGUCCAGAAACUGCAGCUGCCUUUUCUGAUAUUGUGGCAUCAUGGAGAAAGCUACAUAUGACACUCAGAACUCAAAGGAGGGUUGUGUUCCUGGCUUUGACCUGUCACUGAUCUCAGCCAGUCACCGUCCCCUCCCUGUGUCUCAGACUUCCCCUUUUGCAAAGUGAGGAUAAAAACAUGGACAUGCUUUGAGAUCUACAGAUCAGAGCAAGGUAGAAUUCCUCCACAUGUGCAGUAAUUCACUGGAGUGGCAUUGUGCAAAUCCCACAGAAAAUUCAUAAAGCAUCAAAGUGACAUCGGGAUCUGCCAGCCUGCAUUGUUCACUUUAAAAUAUUUGCCCAAAUUUGAGAGGGACAACUAGAAAUGGAACUCAGGUCAGCUGGACUUUCAGUCUUGUUUGUUAACCACCUUUCCAUCUUACCUCCUUGAAGUACAACUAAGUAGAACAACCCAAGUUAAAACUCUGAUCUUAGGAAAAGUAUCAUGUGCUCUUGGUAAGAUUUUAUUUUUGAAUUCUGGAAGAUACUUAUAAAAAUAUGCAAAAAAACCUCAUUUCCUAGUGUUUUAAAUAAAGGCUAACAGAGCUAACAGAGCAGAAGACCUAAUCAAGAGUCAGCAAGACUAAUGAUACCUUGCAUUUCAAUAGCUCAUACUGCCUAAAGAUUUCAAAAUGGCAAAGAUGGAAACACCUUAUCCCUGUUUUACUGCAAGGAAACCAAGAGAGAGAAUGUAACUCAAGGUCAUACAAAGAGAGAGUAAAAGACCUAAAAAAUGAACCAAGGCAUUUUAGGCCCCAGCCUAAAUGUUAGGCAGUGGGCAGAAUUCAGACCUGUUGCAGCUGCAUAAGUUGUACCAGUGGAAUUUGGUACGUUCUCUCCAAAAAGAGGCAAGUGAGUGUCUUGGAGCCCUGGCACAUCUUUGCUCACACUAUACCUUGUUACUGCAAGUCUGGAAUAAGUCACUACAUACCAUUACCUGCCCCAAGACAAAUUCCUAUUUUCUUAGCUCUGUGUUCCCCCUGAAGUGGGCACAACAUCCAACAGACAGCAGGAUUUAGCCCCCAGCCUGAAAGUUCUCACAGCGUCAUCCUUAGUUUUGCAGGAGAUACAACACAAACCUUGUGGUUAUCAGGAACAGUAGUUUAUAUUUUUGAGGUGCCACCUCCUCACCCCCAUUUCCUCAAUCCCAAAGUCCCCAGCAAUCUUAGCUCGGAAGGGAAUGUGACUCAGGCCUUCAACUGAAGGGCUGUCAAGUGCAAACCCUGAGGGCUGGAUGUGGCCGUGGUUUUAUCACUGGCCACCAGCUGCCUCUACAGCUCCUGCCUCCUCCCCAAUGAUUCAGCAAAUCUUCUUCAGGCAGAAAAACAAGCACCCAAGUGAACAAAUCACAAUGUCAGAUUACAAAGAUGAGCAGGGGGAAAAGCUGUGGCUCAGAGGAGGGAGAUAAAAGCUGGUGAAGUUGCACAAGCCAAGGAUGAAAAUACCCAGGAAAGAGUUUUGGGCUGGUUUUUUUUCAGAGGAGGGCAAUAAUAAUGUGAAAAAAAGGUUGCAAUUUGGAUCCUUUACACUGUGAAGCAUGGCUAAGAAUAAAAGAGGACACAAUGGGGAAGGAAAUGAAGCAUAUUCUGCCCUCUACUAUCUGGGCAUUGCACAGGUCUGAUAGGAACUUUUACUGGUAAUGAUGAGAACUGAAUAGUUCAUUCUGGUUUAUACUGGAACAAAGUUCCACUAAUCAAAUUAUUUUCAGAAGGAGUUUCUGCCCUCAGUAACCAAGACUUCCCAUAGUCUGGAAGCCCAUUUUCAGGCACUUUGAACAUCACUGUUCCUGGAAAAAAAAAGUUCUGCAAGUCAUUUGGUAUCCAAGACAUAGCAGAGGGCAGUUAAAAAUACUAUUUUAAUUUCAGACAGUUUUGUCCACUGUGUUGUAUUUUUGUAUUACAGCCCUUUUCCAUAAAUAUUUUGUUCCCUGCUGUAGCCACUCCUGAGGUGAAACAACAUCAGCUUAACAGCUCAUGGUGCACAGUCUAUAGAAUAGAAAGCGAAGAAGAAACUUCAGCCAGACCUUAGAUAGGAGAUGUAAUAUUCCACUAAUGGCAUUCCACUCCACUCUUAUCACCAUGUUCCAAUAUUUAAAGGGUGGCUACAGAAAAGAUGGAGAUUCCCUUUUUUACAUGGAGUCACAUGGAAAAGAGGAGGGGCAAUGGGUACAAGUUGCUCCUGGGGAGAUUCUGGUUGAAUACCAGAGAACAAUUUUUCACAGUGAGAGCAAUCAGCCCCUGGAAUAAUCUCCCCUAGAAAGUGGUGGAUUCCCCCACAUUGGACAAUUAAAGGAUUCAGCUGGACAGGGUGCUGGGCUGUCUUGUCUAGACCGUGCUCUUGCCAAGGAAGGUUGGACCAGAUGACCCUUGAGAUCACUUACAACCUGGUAUUCUGUGAUCCCAUUAAAACGUGGUACUGCUGCACCCUACAGGCUGAAAACAGUGAAUAUACAGUUCUUUUAUUAUUAAUCACAAUAUCUAAGGCAGGCUUACGGCUUUGUGGAGGGAGGCUGCCUCAAGGCUCCUGGGUAUUUGGAGCUGGUUCUGUUUCUACCCCACCCCAGAGCUCUGACAGGAUGAACACACCCAGUUCCCACCCUGCUGGGAUGAGCGGGAGGAACAGCAGCGGCUGUAACUCCAACACACAAACACACACACACACAGAGGUGCCACCAACCCUGACUCAAGGACUCCAUGGCAGGGGGGACACAGGCUCAGCUGUGCUGGAGAUGUCCUGAAAAGCCUGGCUGGAUACUCAUGGGAAAUUUGGAGCUCAGGGAUGGAGGGAAGAUUGGUUGCAUGGGCAGGAGGUGGGAUGGAGGCCUUCACCUGUUUAAGCUGCUGCCUUCUUCUGUUUUAUCCUUCUUGAUUUGGCACAACAGAGGAUUUGCCAGGUGAGGGGCCCUGGUGACGUGGUGAAGGUGACUGCCUGGACUGCCUCUCCCAGCACACAUCACACACUGUGGGGUGCAACAAGCCCAGCUUUCUGCCACGAGUCGAUGCCACAUGUUCCUGUGCCCACACUCACCUGACUUGUGCCCUGCCAGCUCCAAUUGGUUUUGCCAGAAGAACAAUCUGGGAGAUCUCCCACAAGAAACAUCUUUCAUUUUCUCACUGUUGUCCUUCAUCUGCACUUUUUUAAAGGGGAAAAAAAAAUAACUGCAUUUCCCUCUUGCUUUGCCUGUUGAUACAGAGGUUGGGCCAAAGUUAAACCAAGCCAUUGGCUACUCAGCUGAGUCCCUUCCCUAAGGCCAUGUGUGCCAUUGGCAGAAGGCAAAUCUGAUCCUUUUGCUGCUCCUUAGGGAGGGAUAUGCCAAUCCCCAGGUGUCUGCUGAGAACCUGAUUGGCCUCAGCAGGGCCUGUUGCCCACACAAUGCCAUCUUUGUGAACUUUGAUGAUGGAGAAAUCCCAACUGAACCACUGGAUGCUGCUGUACAGACCUGGGAGGAAGUGUGCAACAAUCCUGUGAAUAAACAGGUCUCUACAUUUUCAUAAUUCCUGGCUAAUGAGCCCUCUAGCAAGCUCAACAACCUCCCAAGAGUGAGGCCAGAAUCCAAACCAGUUGGUAAUACACCAGACAAGAAGAAGAAGAGGAAGAAGAAGAGAGGAGAAGUUCCAUUCUCAAGCCUCUCUGUGUGUGGGUUGUUUGACCAUGAUGAUGGCCAUGUGGAAAACAGAAAAGGUACCUGAGGAGGUUUGGCCUCCAGCCCACAAAAGCAGCACCUGCAGGGCUCUCACACAGCAAUGCCA